GUUCUUCCUCAGGUUCUUCAUCAGACUCUUCAUCUGAUUCUUUAUCAGAUUCUUCAUAUUCUUUUUCGAUAAAAUCUUGUAAUAGCUUGAGAAGCUAUUGUGAUUUCACUUUUGUUUGUAAUGCUUUUUUAUCGCUUUCUUAUACAUUCCAUGUAACUCACCAUAGAACAUUCUUUAUUGAGAUAAAUUUUGACUCUUUUCAAGAAAAUCUUGAUUGUCUUGAAGAAAUGUGCAUAGUUAUGUAA
Racocetra persica is the source of this 245-nucleotide messenger RNA. NCBI's taxonomy places the organism in Eukaryota, Fungi, Glomeromycota, Glomeromycetes, Diversisporales, Gigasporaceae. The record is from the annotation of a GenBank genome assembly.